Molecule: messenger RNA, 1838 nt
Organism: Cygnus olor (mute swan)
Lineage: Eukaryota; Metazoa; Chordata; Aves; Anseriformes; Anatidae
Gene: SLC22A31
Product: solute carrier family 22 member 31
Exons: 9
Coding region: 199-1566 (455 amino acids)
Biological process (GO): transmembrane transport
Cellular component (GO): membrane
Molecular function (GO): transmembrane transporter activity
Source: RefSeq, a predicted model, not a curated record
CUGCGCCGCCUGGCGGGGGCCGCCCUGCUCCGCGCCGCCGUCCCUCGCCUCCGCGGCGGCUGGAGCCCCUGCCAGCUCUACCGGUACCGCCCCGGCACCGGCACCGCCACCGGCACCGCCACCGCCCGCCCCGACGGCACCGGGCCGUGCACCCGCGGCUGGCACUACGCCCUGCCCGCCGCCGGGCUGCGCUCCAACAUGGUCACACAGUGGGACCUGGUGUGCGCCUCGCGCUGGAAGGUGCCCCUGGAGCAGACCACGCACUUGCUGGGCUGGACAAUGGGCAGCGUCGCCGCCGGCCUGGCCUGUGACAGGUUCGGCCGCCGGCCCACCUUCGUGGUGUCCCUGGGGCUGGCCGUGCCCCUGGGGCUCGGCGUGGCGCUGGCCAUCAACUUCGUCAUGGUCCUGGUCGCGCGGAUGCUCUUUGGGGCCGCGCUGGCGGGCGCCUUCCUCUCCCUCUACGUGGCACGGCUGGAGCAGUGCGACCCCCCGCACCGGCUGGAGGUGACGAUGGUGGCCGGCUUCUUCUGGAUCGCCGGGGAGCUGCUGCUGCCGGGGCUGGCCGUGCUGUGCCGGGACUGGCGGGUCCUGCAGGGCGCCGUCACCAUGAUCCUGGCUCUGCUGGCCGCCUGCUGGUGGUGCCCGGCGCUGCUGCUGGAGUCCCCGCGCUGGCUGCUGGCCACGCAGCAGCUCGAGAGGGCCAGGAAGACGCUGCAGGCGCUGGCCGAGAGCAGCGGCCGCGGUGCUGAUGACCAGGGGAGCCUCAUGGCGGAGCUGGAGACGCUGGCUGAGGGCUCCCCCCAGCCCCGCUACCACGCCGUCUGCGAGAUCUUCAGCACCAGGGUGAUCUGGAAGAACAGCGUCAUCCUCGGCUUCACCGCCUUCAUCGGCUCCGGCAUCCGGCACUGCUUCACCCGCAACCUGGCCCCGCACCUGCCCCGGUUCUCCUCCUACUUGGCGCUGGUGGGCGCCGAGGCGGUGGCCUGCCUCUUCCUCUGCCUCACCGCCGAGCGCUUCGGCCGCCGCGCCGUCCUCCUGCUCUGCACCGUCCUCACCGGCAUCUCCUCCCUGCUGCUGCUGGCCCUCACCCAGUACCUGCUGGACCUCAUCGUGCUGACCCUGUCGGUGGUGGGCAUCACCGCCUCGCACGCCGUCACCAUGCUCAGCAUCUUCUUCGCCAGCGAGGUGCUCCCCACCGUGGUCAGGGGCGCCGGGCUGGGGCUGAUCGUGGGGGCCAGCUUCGUGGGCAAGGCGGCCGCCCCCAUCACGGCCAUCCCCAACAGCCGCGGCUUCUUCCUGCACCACCUGGUGUUCGCCUCCUUCGCCAUCCUCUCGGUGCUCAGCAUCAUGCUGCUGCCCGAGAGCCAGGGCCGCGGCCUGCCCCAGUCCCUGCAGGACGGCGAGAGCCAGCGCCGGCCCCCCCUGUUCCACCGCCCCCCCCGCGAGGACCACCUGCCCCUGCUCGCCCCCCGCGGCAUCCCCCACGACUACUCCCGCCUCGUCUCCUCCACCAAGCGGGCGCUGGGCCCCCGACACAGCCCCGCGGCCACCCCCCCGGAGACGUAGCUGUGCCCCCCUCCCUGCUGCUGGAAGGGCUGGGGGGGGCAAGCACGAUGCUGGGACCCCCCCCGGUGCACCGGGCCCCCCCGUCCCCAUGCGGCCCUGGGCGCAAAGCCCAAGGACGUGAGCGGUGGCUGGGCUGGGGGCUGUGCGCCCACCCCCCAGUCAGGGCCGGAUCCUGCCCCAGGAGGAGCUGUGCUGGGAGUCCUGGGGCGGGGGUGAUGCCCCGGGGGGGGGGGGGGGGGUUGCAGGCUGCCAAUAAAAGUGCCUUGUUUCUA